AUGGAUUAUAUGUUCAGAGUCUGUUUUGUUUAUGCUGAGAAUAAACAUGAAGUUAGGAAAGAAUUUUUUGAGUACAUGGUUACUAUCUCCCAAGCUCAGUCCAAUACUCCUCUUGUAAUUUUAGGGGACUUUAAUGCUAUUAGAUUCCCUUAUGAAAAAUCUGGGGGUUCUGUUAGUUGGUCUAAGGAUAAAGAGGAGUUCAAUUCCCGUAUUUUGCAAGCUGAGCUGGUUGAUCUUUCCUAUGGAGGUUGUCAAUUCACUUGGGCUAAUAAGAGGACUAGUGGGGAUUAUAUUGCUUCCAAGAUUGAUAGAGUGUUGGUAAAUGAGACUUGGCUUGAUGCAUUCCCUGCCUCAUUUGCCACCUUUCUACCUUCUGGCAUAUCUGAUCACUCUGCAGUUGUGAUAUAUAUCUCUGAUAAGGUGACUUCUUUUAAGAAACCUUUCAAAUAUUUUGACUUUUGGGCUGACCAUGAGGAUUUCUGCUCUGUGGUUUCUACAAUUUGGAACCAGUACAUUCAAGGUGUCCCUAUGUUUAGAGUGUGUCAGAAAUUGAAAAAUCUGAAACCAGCUGUAAGGGGUAACAUCAAUAGGGGUAAAAUCUUAAACUUGGAGAUGAUGGAUGGCCAAAAAUCUUCAAAACCUAAGGACAUUCACAAUGCUUUUAUAGAUUUUUUCUCUGGUUUAUUUGGUACCCCUAUUGAUGACCAUUAUAAUGGGUUUGAUAGAAUCCACCCUGUGACUGAUAAAGAGAUUAAGGACACUUUUUGGUCUCUUAAAGCCAAUAAGGCCCCUGGCCCUGAUGGCUUCUCUGCUGGUUUUUUCAAAAUUUCUUGGAAUAUUGUGGGGAGAGAGGUCACUCAAGCUGUUAGAACCUUUUUUGAGUCUGGAAGACUUCUAUCCGAAGUCAAUAGUACCAUUAUUGCUCUUAUCCCUAAGGUCCCCAAUCCUGUUAAAGUGGGUGACUUUAGACCCAUCUCUUGCUGUAACACUAUUUACAAAUGCAUUGCCAAGAUCAUUGCUAACAGGAUUAAAACUGUUCUCCCUGAUCUUGUUGAUCCCGUUCAGUCGGCAUUUGUUCAAGGUAGGAGAAUAUCUGACAAUAUUUUCCUAUCUCAAGAGCUUAUGAGAGGGUACCAUAGGAAGUCCCCUACCCCGAAGUGUGCCAUGAAAGUGGAUAUCAUGAAAGCCUAUGAUAGCGUGAGGUGGGAAUUUAUUAUUGAUAUUCUUAAGGCUAUGGCCUUUCUACCUGUCAUGGUUUCUUGGAUCCAGGCCUACAUCACUAGUCCCUCUUUUUCUAUUUGCAUCAACGGGAGUCUCCAUGGCUACUUCAAAGGGGCUAGAGGUUUGCGACAAGGUGAUCCUCUGUCCCCUUAUUUAUUUGUUUUAGCUAUGGAAAUUCUUGCUAAAAUUUUGGCUGAGAAGUCUAUGCAACCGUUGUUUAAGUUCCAUUGGAGAUGUGAGAAGACUAAGAUUAUAAAUCUUUGUUUUGCUGAUGAUCUCAUGAUUUUUAGCAAAGGUGAUGUGCCUAUUGUUAAACUUGUUAUGGAAGGCCUUGAGGAAUUUUCUAACCUCUCGGGCCUUACCCUUAAUCCCAGCAAGAGUAACAUCUACUUUUCUGUUUGUGAGAUGGGGUUACGCACUUCAAUUCUUGGUAUUGCUAAAUUCAAAGAGGGCAUACUCUCGGUUAAAUAUCUUGGUGUUCCCCUUAUCACUACCAAAUUGAGGGCCACUGAUUGUGCUCCUCUCAUUGAUAGGAUCACCAAAAGAGUGAAGAAUUGGACUAACAGAGCUUUGUCUUAUGCGGGGAGGAGCCAACUUAUCCAAUCCAUCCUUUUUUCCAUGCAAGUUUACUGGUCUUCCUUGUUUAUCCUCCCUAAGAAGGUUAUUAGAGAGAUUGAAAGUAUUCUUAGAGCUUUCCUUUGGUCUGGCAGUGAGCUCAAAACUCAUAGUGCCAAGAUUGCUUGGGAUUCUGUGUGUGCUCCUAAAAAUGAGGGGGGUCUUGGGUUUAAAUCUCUUGAUAUUUGGAAUAGAGCUGCUAUAGCAAAGCAUGUCUGGUUCCUUUUUUCUGGUGGUGAGAAGUCUAUGUGGUGCCAGUGGGUUAAAUCCUAUUUACUCAAGGGUAGAAGUUUUUGGAGAGUCAAAAUCCCCCCUGACCCUUCCUGGGUUUGGAGAAAAAUAUUGUCUCUUAGGGACUGGAUGUCUCCUCUAAUUAAUCACCAAAUUGGUUGUGGAGAUUCUACCUUCCUAUGGUAUGACAAUUGGCACCCACUUGGUCCUCUAUGGAAUAAGUUUGGGGACAGGAUAAUGUAUGAUUCUUGCCUCAAUAGUGAGACCAAAGUCAGUCAAAUCAUCGAUGGUCAUUCUUGGAAGUGGCCUAUUCCUAAUUCUUGGGAAAUUCAGGAGUUGAUCUCAUCAACUCCUGAAUGCUGCAAACCUAACCCUUCCAAGUGUGACCAACUUGGAAUCAUUGGAGACAGUUUUGGUAGAGUGGAUUGGCAUAAACUCCUUUGGGGCCCUCAUAGGAUUCCUAAAGUCAGUUUCAUUGUCUGGGUAGCUAUCCAUAACAGUCUGUAUACUGGUGAUCGAGUUUGGGGUGCUAUUGAAGCCAAAUGCAACAUAAAGUGGCCUGUUUUAGAUUGGCCUGAUAUUGUUACAUAUGCUACGAAGGAGGCUAAGGGUAAAUCUCUGAGGGCUAAUAUUCUUAGCUAUGCUUUCUUGUGCUCUAUUUACCACAUCUGGAUUGAGAGAAAUAAUCGUGUUUUUAACAAAGAAUUUAAGCCUGAAGAGGUGGUUAUUAAAUCUGGUCUGUUCAGAGUUCAUUGUGGAUUCAUCUAUGGUAAGGAAGCACAACUUGAGUGGUGUGAGCCGCUAAAUUGUGGGUCGAGUGGAGUGAGAUCCUAUAUUGAGGGCACUGUUUCUGUAUUAAAUUCUAGUAGAUUGUAUCUUAUUUGCUGGAGGUACUUACUCAUGGCUGUUCUUACAGGGUCUACUAUAAUGUAUGAGUCUGUUGGGGUUGCAUGGAGAGGAAGAUCUUUACCUCUCUUGGUGACUGCUGGUUUGUUGGCACUCAGUUGUUUGGCAGCUCGCGUGAUAGAGGUUACUGCUUUGGGUUAUCGCUUGGAUGUGUUCAUGGACCUCAUUCGCAUGUAUGCGGCUUAUGCACAUAUCCUUUUGGGUUUUUUUCCUUUCAAUGGAAACUUUAAUUCGUUACUUAAUGAAGAGAGAGGGAACGAGUUGAGUGGCCUCAGUGGGUCGUACGGAGAGUUUAGCCCUAAGUGCCUAAAUCUUUCUGAACAAGAGUUAGGAAACCUAGUUGUGCGUGCACAAAAUAGUGAGAAGAAACUGAGAGGGGUUACAGCAGCAUCCAUUCAAGAGAUCUCCGAUCGACUUGCGGCUAUAAAGGCUAGAUCGGCGAUGGAAGAAGACUUUCAGUCCAGUCGUCCUACUGUUGGAUCCACGAUUGCAGAUCUAUCGACUCCGUUAUCAACCAAUUGGUCGGAUAGGGUUGAAGACGAACUGCGAUCUAAGCUUAUGGAUCUUCCAGAUAGUGUUGAGGUUACUAAACUCGGGGUAUCACUCACCAUCAUGGAGUGA
Molecule: messenger RNA, 3594 nt
Organism: Camellia sinensis
Lineage: Eukaryota; Viridiplantae; Streptophyta; Magnoliopsida; Ericales; Theaceae
Source: RefSeq, a predicted model, not a curated record